AUGGGGGAAGUGGUGAGGCGGCGCCCCAUCAUUGCUGGCAGGGAAAGAGGCCCCGGGCCGGGGCGUUAUGCUCUUCCCCCCACUAUCGGUUACAUCAACCAUGACUACACCAAACCCAGCAGCCCGGCCUACUCCUUCCACAGCCGCAUGAGCAGCAACAUGGUGUCUGUGGAUUCCAGUCCAGGGCCGCAAUAUCAUGUAGAUGCCAAAAUGACACGCUUUGGUAGAGACGGUACUCCAUCGUACUCCAUGCAGGGCAGAAAGAAGAAGACAGCUGAUACAUUCCAGACUCCUGGACCCGGAGCCUACAGUCCUGAGAAAGCUCCACCUUUGAACCUUCACCACAAACCUCCGUCUUACACCAUGGCCUACCGCACACGCUACCGCAGUGUGGACCCUGUACCGGCCCCCAACCGCUACACCUUACCCAACCUCUUCGGCUCUCAUGUUCCCCACAAACCCGCCAGCGCUAGCUUCACAAUAUCAGCACGCAGGAAAGCAGGCGGCCCAUCGGAGGACCUGUCCAUGACCCCAGGGCCUGGCCGUUACAACAGCACAGAGCCAAGCAUUUACCUGAACAGACAGCCUUCUUUCUCCCUGCAAAGCCGUAGUAAUAUUCCCAGCGAUGCCACUCGGAAGCCUGGUCCAGGCACGCACAGCCCAGAAAAGGUGACGGCACACUUGCCUCGUGCACCAUCUUUCUCCAUGGGUGUUCGUCACUCAGAGUUUGUAACACCACUGAUUGUUGACGUAUUAGAGUAUUAGACAUAUUAGUAUUAAAUGU
Molecule: messenger RNA, 784 nt
Organism: Carassius carassius (crucian carp)
Lineage: Eukaryota; Metazoa; Chordata; Actinopteri; Cypriniformes; Cyprinidae
Product: outer dense fiber protein 3-like protein 2
Exons: 4
Coding region: 1-765 (254 amino acids)
Cellular component (GO): cytoskeleton
Source: RefSeq, a predicted model, not a curated record